Molecule: messenger RNA, 6359 nt
Organism: Gopherus flavomarginatus (Mexican gopher tortoise)
Lineage: Eukaryota; Metazoa; Chordata; Testudines; Testudinidae
Gene: WAPL
Product: WAPL cohesin release factor
Exons: 19
Coding region: 388-3975 (1195 amino acids)
Biological process (GO): regulation of chromosome condensation
Source: RefSeq, a predicted model, not a curated record
GUGCGAUUGGCUGCGGGGAGGCGGCCGAGUGUGGGAAGCGCAGUGACGGAAGGAGCGGGGGGCAAAUGGCGGAGAGAUGGUCCAGGGCCCUGUUCAAAGAGCAGCGAUAAUCCUGGUGCGGAGAAAGCGACGCCGGAGGAGGCGGCGCCGGGGGUCCUAGCGCCAGCGCGCACCCCCCACCCCGGCGAGGGAGGCUCCGCGGGGGGGGGAGGGACGCGGAGGAGUCGCGUUGGCGAGCGUGUCCGCGGGCGGAGACUCGGGGCCGAGGAAGCCCAGGUAGCCGCGUCCUCGGGGGCGAGUUCGGGAAGUGCCGAGAGCCGGAGAAGGGUCCCCUGCCGCCUCCUUCCUCCCUGGGUGAGACUGAGAGAAUAUGAAACAGCUGUCAAAAUGACAUCCAGAUUUGGAAAGACAUACAGCAGGAAAGGGGGAAAUGGCAACUCAAAGUUUGAUGAAGUUUUUUCUAACAAACGGACCACCCUUAGCACAAAAUGGGGAGAAACCACAUUUAUGGCCAAAUUAGGACAGAAGAGGCCCAACAUCAAACCAGAUAUUUCAGAAAUUCCUAAAAAACCCAAAAUUGAAGAGGAGGUAACAGAAGAUCCAUUUGGAUUUGAUAGUGAUGAAGAAUCUCUGCCAGUGUCUUCAAAGAAUGUGUCGCAGGCUAAAAGCUGCUCUCAGCUGGAACCCAUUGAAGCUGCUCAGUCUGAGGACUUCAUUUCUCUACUUGAAGCUAAUAGCAGAAUUAAUCAGCCAAUCAGCGGAGACAACAUUGUGUCCAGCAAGAGCAUAUCUUUUGACAAUAUUGUUCAUGGUUUAAAAGAAGAGAGCACAAACAGAAAUGUAGAGGAUGGGGAGAGCAAGAGCAGCAGAGCUAAACUCUUAACAGAUAAAAUACAGAAUUUUAGUGAUGAUAAUAAGAACAGUCACUUCAUCUACAAGAAUGCCGAAGACAGUAAUGAAACCAAUGCUGAAACCACAGAUGUUUCUGGGUACAACAUAGAAACCAAGGACUUACUUGACUCUUGGGACUCCCAUAUUGGGAAAAGCUCAGACUCUCUAUCAGAAAUAUCUCAGACUAAGGGGCCAUUAAGAACUCAUUUGUAUGAAUGGGAGGAUGAAGUUGAAGACUCCACAACUGGAGAGUAUAUGUUAGAUUUUGAUAGUGAACAUUUCUCAGAUAUUAAGAACAAGGAUGAAGAGUUUGAUAAAGAAGAUAUGGAAAAUCCAAAGGAAGCCAUUAGUGAAGAACUUGUGCAAACUGUUCUUAGGCCAAGCAACUGUAGGACUUAUUGUAGAUCCAACAAAGCAAAACUGGGGGCCACAAAUUUUGAUAAGCUAAUGGAUGGCAGUAGUCAGUCUUUAUCCAAAGCAAAUAAUGAAUCAAAUAAUGAUGGUCUGAACCCAGCAAGAAAAGCUGUUUUGAGUGGUGGGACCAGUUUUAGAGGGACAGUUGGACGUACUAGAGACUACACUGUUCUCCAUCCAUCUUGCUUGUCGGUUUGUAAUGUUACUAUACAGGAUACAAUGGAACGUAUUGACGAAUUCACUACAGCAGCUCCUACUGACUUGGGAGAGGCUGGACGUCUAAGAAAGAAAGCAGACAUUGCUACUACCAAGACUACAACCAGGUUUCGACCUAGCAAUACAAAAUCCAAAAAAGAUGUUAAACUGGAGUUUUUUGGGUUUGAAGACCAUGAUGAGGGUGGGGGAGAUGAAGGAGGCUCAAAAAGCUCUGGAAGCUCCAAUUAUAAAAUAAAAUACUUUGGGUUUGAUGACUUGAGUGAAAGUGAGGAUGAUGAAGAUGACUGGCAGUUAGCAGAAAGGAAACCUAACAAAAAACGAAAUAGAACAGCACCAUCUUCCUCAUUUCAGUCUAGUUCUGAUGGCAAUGAGAAUUUUUCCCAGGACGCCCAAUUGAGCACUAAUGCAGAUCUACUGGAUUUUUCAGAGGAUUCAUCUGGUGUACCUGAAGGCAAUAAGAAGUCCACAAAUAAACAAGGUGAUAAAUCUAAGGAAAAUACCAGGAAGAUUUUUAGUGGGCCAAAGAGGUCUCCAACAAAAGCUGUGUAUAAUGCUAGGCACUGGAACCAGCCAGAGUCAGAGGCUUUACCGGCACAACCAGUAUUGAAAACUCCACCCAUCCCAGUAAGGCUAUCUUCAAAGGAGGCAGUUCAUAAAGAUGAUGGAGUUUUUAAGGCUCCUGCACCACCUCCCAAAGUGAUAAAAACUGUGACAAUACCUACUCAGCCCUAUCAAGAGAUAGUAACUGCAUUGAAAUGUAGGAAAGAAGACAAAGAAUUAUACACUGUUGUUCAGCAUGUAAAGCACUUCAAUGAUGUAGUGGAAUUUGGUGAAAAUCAAGAGUUCACAGAUGAUAUUGAGUACUUGCUAAGCGGACUGAAGAGCAAUCAGCCUCUAAACACACGUUGCCUUAGUGUUAUUAGCUUGGCCACAAAGUGCGCCAUGCCCAGUUUCCGAAUGCACCUGAGAGCACAUGGAAUGGUAGCCAUGGUCUUCAAAACACUGGAUGACUCCCAACACCACCAGAAUCUGUCACUUUGUACAGCAGCUCUUAUGUACAUCCUGAGUAGAGAUCGUUUGAACAUGGAUCUAGACAGAGCUAGUCUAGAUCUGAUGAUUCGGCUUUUGGAGCUAGAGCAAGACGCUUCUUCUGCCAAGCUGCUAAAUGAAAAAGACAUGAACAAAAUUAAGGAAAAAAUACGGAGGCUCUGUGAAACUGUCCACAACAAACAUCUUGAUCUUGAAAACAUCACGACUGGGCAUUUGGCAAUGGAGACGCUACUGUCUCUCACCUCAAAACGAGCAGGGGACUGGUUUAAAGAAGAGCUGCGACUUCUAGGUGGUCUUGAUCAUAUUGUAGAUAAAGUCAAAGAAUGUGUGGAUCACCUCAGCAGUGACGAAAGUGAAGAGAAAUUGGUUGCUUCAUUAUGGGGAGCAGAAAGAUGUUUACGGGUCCUAGAAAGUGUAACUGUGCAUAACCCAGAGAAUCAAAGCUACUUGAUAGCGUACAAAGACUCUCAGCUCAUAGUCUCAUCAGCUAAAGCAUUGCAGCAUUGUGAGGAAUUGAUCCAGCGAUAUAACCGUGCUGAAGACAGCAUCUGUUUACCGUACAGCAAGCCUUUGCCUCACCAGAAUGUAACUAACCAUGUGGGUAAAGCAGUGGAAGAUUGCAUGAGGGCCAUCAUUGGUGUCUUACUUAACUUAACAAAUGAUAAUGAGUGGGGCAGCACAAAGACGGGUGAACAAGAUGGUCUGAUAGGCACAGCUAUGAAUUGUGUGCUUCAGGUUCCAAAGUUCCUACCUCAAGAACAGAGAUUUGAUAUUCGGGUGUUGGGCUUGGGUCUGCUGAUCAAUCUGGUAGAGUAUAGUGCUCGGAAUAGACACUGUCUUGUCAAUAUGGAAACAUCAUGUUCUUUUGAUUCAUUCUGUUCAGGAGAAGGAGAUGAUAGCAUAAAGAUAACUGGUCAGAUUGAUGCUGUUCAGGCUUUAGUACAGCUAUUCCUUGAACGUGAACGAGCAGCACAGCUGGCAGAGAGCCAGACAGAUGAGUUGAUCAAAGAAGCUCCUACUGCACAGCAUGACAAGAGUGGAGAAUGGCAAGAGACGAGUGGAGAGAUUCAGUGGGUCUCAACAGAAAAGGCAGAUAGUACUGAAGAGAAAGAUAAGAAGGAAGAGGAUGAUGAAGAACUUGACCUUAAUAAAGCCCUUCAACAUGCUGGGAAGCACAUGGAAGACUGCAUUGUGGCCUCGUACACAGCACUGCUUCUGGGCUGUCUGUGCCAGGAGAGUCCAAUCAAUGUGACAACUGUGAGGGAAUACUUACCUGAAGGGGACUUCUCAAUAAUGACUGAAAUGCUCAAAAAAUUUCUCAGUUUCAUGAAUCUUACUUGUGCUGUUGGAACAACAGGCCAGAAAUCUAUCUCUAGGGUGAUUGAAUACUUGGAACACUGCUAGAUACUUAACUUCCGCUGCAGGCACUCUAAUGCUGGAGCUACCCUUAGACAAAGGAAGGAAUCAUGAAAGAAGUCCUUGAAGAUACACCAAGACCAUUCAUCUGUGUCAUUCGUGUUCAGAUUUUUAAGGCUACCUGGUCUCUUAACCAUGCAUUCAGCAAUUUCUAAAAGACAGUUAUUACAUCAAUCUGCAACUAUCAAAAAUGAGGGGAAAAGGUUCUGAAGAAAAUAAAUAUAGAAUUGAUGCAGUGCAGUAUUUAAAUAUUUUUGGCAGGGUUUACCCUCCUUUUAUUUUUUUCCUGCUUCGUUCAUGACAAGUUUAAAGGGGAAAAACUUGCUGCUGAUAGUGCAACUGCUGUUUACUGUUGAGCCACUGUUUCAUGCCAGCCAGGUGCAAGGCAGCUUAGCUACUGAGGUAUCAAACAAAUGUUCUAAUAAAGAAGUUCUGGACAGCAGUAUCGCUCCUAUUUGAGUUUAAUUUGCUCUUGCUUUUUUGUUACGUGAUUAUUCCAAAAUCAUAAAAUAUAAAUUUUUAAAUACUUGGUGAUUUUAACUACUGUCUAUAUUUAAAAUUGUUGGAAUCCAAAGAGGCAAGGAUUGGAUUGUUUAUAUUUUUAUACUGUUUUGAUUGAUUGAAAUUAGGUGGUUGAACUACUUCAGUUCUAAAACUGUCAUGGCCCAUAUACUGUAAGCUGAUAGACCAUAACGCUUCAUAGUUCUGAAAGGCAUACAAAAACAUAACACAUCAAGCAGUUUAAGGGUAUAUUAUCAGAAAAUGCAGUAACUGUAAAGAGUUGUGCCCUGUUAAAGGACAUAGUGAAAUAAUGUUCAAUCCCAGGGUAGUUUACACUUCAUACUAAGCAAAAACUUUGAAAUGCUGUUUUGAUUUGUUACAAGGGAGCAUUUAAGAUAUAUUUUAUAAUACUCAAUACAAAGAAAUUGGAUGUUUUAGGGGCGAUUCAGUAACGAAGCUAAAACACCAAUGGGGAUUAAUGUUUCCAGCUGACAUAAUCUUUCUAUUUCAUUCUUCUGUAGUAUGGCAAAGUUAAAUGCAUACAACACAAAGCCUUAAAAUGCUGAUAUAGUUAAGAUUUUGUUCAGGUUGAGGUCUAGUUCACAAAGCAUUGUGUUUAGAGACUUUAGUGGAACAAAAAAUCCCAGAAAAUACAUUUAGAUUUUUUUUUAAUAUAGGUGUUUUUUCUUGCACUCAUUAUUCAGACCAGCAAAAUUGGUAAUUAUUUUUAUUAUGCUGGUCUUGAAUAUUUGCAGACUCUUACGAGAGUUCUGUGUCAUCAACAUUUUUUAAAUACCUGUAUAGGUAAUUACAUCAUGUUACUCCACUGAAUUUGUAAAACUUGAAGCCAUAAAAAUAUUAGCUCUAUGUAUAAUGAGGGGGAAUAACAGGAAAUCUAAUAUGCUUUUAGAUCUUGUGUUAUUUUCAUGUAUAAAGUUACAAACUCGUGCUUUUGUAUCAGUGCCAGCUGUAAAAUUUUUUUACAUACAGUGGCUGCCUUCUAUGUCUUCCUAUUUUUGAUAAUGCAGAUUGUUGGGAAUUCUGUAAGGAAGUAACUGAUUAGAGGCAAAAAUCCUAUGUUGGUCAUAACUUUUUGCAUUUUCUCUCAUCACCUUCUAAAAAUUUAGUGUACCAGUGUAACUUAGAAGGGAUUUUGCAGUUGUGUUUUCCCUUUGCGUAAAAAAUCUCAGUAUAGAAAGAGAAACGUAGUAAAAUUAAAUAUGUAAAUUAUUUCUGACAGGAUUAAUUUAUUAGGUAUGUUUUGCCUGUUUAGUCUUAUGAUUUUAAAUUAAUGGCUUUUCAUUUGUAGUUAGAAUUCAAAAAGAUUAAACAAUUAGGUUUCUGUGGACAGAUGGCAAGAGAUAAUAAAAUAUAGAUUUAAUGCAAAAAAAAAAAAAGGCAGGGGGAACUAUGAUUCUCUGUUACACUGGUAAUUGUUCGAAUUGGAAUUGAUUUACCUCAGUGUUUAACAGUUUUUUUAGAUAACUAAUUGUCAAGCACUGAUGAACACAGAUGUUUUUUUUUGAGGGUGGGGGGGAGAAAUCACCCUGUGAACUGCAGUGCAUUUUUUGUGUGUUUAAACCCUCAAAUAACUCUGCAUUAAAGGGUACUUGAGGCCAACUUGCAAAUUAAAAAUUUAAAGUAACUUUUUUCCAUUGUAAAUAUUUGUGUAAAUACUCUCAAUUGGAAAUUAGAAUGGUAGAGUACUUUUCUGAAUCCAAUCCUAUUUUUAUUUUAUACAGUAUUUCUCAGCUGUGAUCUUUGGAGCAAAAGCCAACGGCAGGAAAAAUAGUUUGUACGAGUUUCAUGAAGUAUGUCUUUGGGUUUUUGUAAAUAAUUUUAACUCAAAUAAAAUUGCUACUUUCAAUACA